UUUUCACAUCACAUCCACACGUUUUUCUCACACUUCCCUUCCUUUAGUUCGUUUUAUUUUCUUCUCCCAAAAAUAUCAAAAAUUGAAUAUUCUCUCUGUCUCUCUCACCAACAACCAUGUCUUCGCCGGGAAUUCCUGGUGGCGGAGGAGGCGCCGCCGCCCCGCGCCAAUAUUUCUGCUAUCAAUGCGAGCGCCACGUCACAAUCACGCCUCCACCCUCCCCUACCGCUGAGCUCGUUUGCCCCAAUUGUGAUGGCAGCUUUCUUGAAGAAUCAGAAACUGCGCCCCCCUCAAACCCUACUGACACCUUCCCUAAUCCCUUCUUCGCCGAGGACUUUCCUGCCUCCGCCGCCUUUGGUGGUUUUCCUGUUGUCUUCUCUUCUUCCUCUGCCGCCCCUGCCGGCGGCUCCUUCUCCAUCUCCUCCGGGGGCGGAGUUGAUGGGUUCGAUGAUCUAUCUGCGCUUUUUGGCACACGAUCCCCGAAUGAAUUUAAUCCCUUUGCUUUUCUUAGUAACUACAUGAAUAAUCUUCAGGCGAGGGGGGCAAAUAUUCAGCUUGUUUUCGAAGCUCCGGGCGGUGGAGGGAUGGGCGGCGGCAUGGAUUUUAGACUUCCUACGAAUUUAGGGGAUUAUUUCAUUGGGCCUGGUUUAGAGCAAUUGAUUCAGCAACUUGCGGAGAAUGAUCCGAAUCGAUAUGGGACGCCACCCGCUUCUAAGUCUGCGGUGGAGGGAUUGCCAAAUAUAAAGAUUACAGAAGAGAUGUUGCCUUCGGAUUCAUCCCAAUGUGCUGUGUGCAAAGAUAGCUUUGAGUUAAAUGAGGAGGCAAAGCAGAUGCCUUGCAAGCAUAUCUAUCACAAGGACUGUAUAUUGCCUUGGCUUGAGUUGCAUAAUUCUUGCCCGGUCUGUAGAUAUGAGCUCCCUACUGAUGAUCCAGAUUAUGAAAACCGAAGAACCGGACAGAUGAAUGAUAAUAGUAAUAGGACCAGUAAUAUCAGUAAUAUAGGCUUGGGGGUUGCUGCCGGAAGUCAGGAGAAUAGAGAUGAUAACAACAAUAGUACGACGCCGAGGAUGGUGGAAAGGAGGUUUAGAAUAUCUCUACCGUGGCUUUUUAGAGGGCUUGGUUCACCAGCAGAGACUAGCAGCAGUGGGGGAGGAGCUGAGGGCAAUGAUGGAGGGAAUAACAGCACCAACAACAGUAAUACUGGAGCACCCAAUACUGGCUCAGGAGCAGGAGGAAGGCAGGCCAGAGAAGAAGACCUCGACUGACGUAUGUUGGUGAUGGAUGCAGUGGAGAAGUGUUCAUCGAUGUGUAACAAGUUGAUAAAAGGAAUAUUUGUAUACAUUCAAUGUAGCAAUAGAGCACUUUUACUGGUGGUUCAUAAAUAAAAGUAGGUAUAGUUUGCUAUUCUCACUUUAAACACCCUAUAGAAAUCGUGGCUCAGUUUUUCUGGAUCUCUUUUCUCGAGUGGUUUGUGAUUUGAGUACACAUAUCAUUUGACACACUCUGGAUGUUACUAGAGCUCACGCCCUGAAAGAAACAAUGUACUCAUGUAGGUUUUGUCCAUAACAUUUUUCAUAUGGAAACAGCAUUCUGAUUGUAUGAUGGAUGUGAUGCAAUUGUGAUCCUUAGCCUUCUUCACUA
Messenger RNA from Sesamum indicum (sesame), 1641 nucleotides. RefSeq names its product E3 ubiquitin-protein ligase RING1. Gene Ontology annotation, molecular function: ubiquitin protein ligase activity. Gene Ontology annotation, biological process: protein ubiquitination. The record is from RefSeq and is a predicted model, not a curated record. Gene Ontology annotation, cellular component: cytoplasm. NCBI's taxonomy places the organism in Eukaryota, Viridiplantae, Streptophyta, Magnoliopsida, Lamiales, Pedaliaceae.